UCGUGGAUAGUGUGAUAUUUCGUUGAUUUGCGGUAAUUAUUUAUAAUCUCUUUAUUUCAUCACUUUCAAAUAUCAAAAAAAUGUGAUUUUUUUUUCUUCUUCGUAAGAGAGGGGAAGUUUAAACCAAACAAGUGAGAAAGAGAGAAAGAAAAGGAGGAAGGAAGAAAGAAAUCAAUAAUAAAAAAAACUUCCCCCAUAUUGUUAAAACGAUAUAAGAAAAAGAAAAUCAGAAAUAUGAGUUGAUAUUUUUGGAUGGCCGAACGCAAGAAGUGCCGUGGAUACAACGAACCUAAAUACAUUAAUGCCAAAAUAUUUGUACAUAUCUGUGUAAAUAUAUAUAAACAAUAGAAACGCACACCAUAUUAUAUAUAAUAAUAUCUACCAACAAAAAGACCUCUAAAAUGCUAGUAACAGGAAUGAUGGAAGCAGACAGAAACAUUUUGCACUCGUAUCCCCAAGGUCACCAGAAGAACCAGGAAACAGACAGAAGAAAAUAUAAAUCUCACGCAAGCAGCAGACACUUGUCUAUGCGAACGGUCGUGUCUGCCGUCUGCCUGUGCUUUCUUGCAUGGCUGACGACCGUAGAAGGCUGCCGAACAGGGCCAAGAAUACGGUGGCGGACAGACGGCCGCUGCGGUGCCAAUUUCCCCCUCCCGAGCAUGGCACCGUCCGAGUGCGACCCUGACAGUGACCGCCCGUGCUGCAGUGACUACGGGUAUUGUGGCAACUCUCUGUCUCACUGCAGCUGCCCGGAUUGCAUCGAUUUUCGAA
Molecule: messenger RNA, 771 nt
Organism: Penaeus monodon (black tiger shrimp)
Lineage: Eukaryota; Metazoa; Arthropoda; Malacostraca; Decapoda; Penaeidae
Molecular function (GO): chitin binding
Source: RefSeq, a predicted model, not a curated record